CCAUUGCAAUUCAUUUCGAGAUCUACCGAACCAUUGUUGCCAUUGAAGAUAAAAGCUUUAUAACAUUCAUAAAGAUGUCAAUGAAUCCAGGAUGCCCAGGAGCUCCAAUUCAAAACAACACCAAUUUGAAUUUCAACAUCGAAUUACACCGAAUUUUAACCUUUCCUGAGGACUUCAAAAACAAAUGCUGCGUGGAUCCAGAAUUUUUAGCAAAGGCUGGAUUUUAUUGCUUCCAUUCAAACGGAGACAUUCGGCUGCGAUGCAACUUUUGCACAAAAGAAAUUCUUAGAGAGGAAAUUCGUAACGAGGACGAGUUGAAGAGAUUAAAAGAGCACAACUGCUGCGUGAAUUCUGCCGAUUCGGAAAACGUCCCUUUCAACGUGAAACAACUCGAUUUCAAGUUCGAGUCGCACCGGUUGUACGCUUUCUUGAAAAAGGACAACUGGAAAUUUGUAACACCGGCAGACUUAGCUAAAGACGGAUUCUACUACACAGGGGAGGAAGACAAUUGUCACUGCCAUUUCUGCAAACUGGAGAUCCGCGGUUGGGAGGAAGGGGACCUGGUUCGGUCCGAGCACCAACGUUGGAACGCAGAAUGUCCGUUCUUGAAAAACCCAAGCAGCGAAAUGAACAUCCCGAUCGGCAAAGAACUGGACUCAUUCGAUAUAGAUCGUGCCGUUUCGACUAUCCCUGGCGUUACUUUUCCCUUCAUGUCAUCCAAGGAUUUACUCAAGAACUUCGGUGCCCGCGUGACCCUGAGCGACACAAAGGUGUCACCUUUGAGUUUGAACAUCCAACAGUGGUCAAAGUCAAGCCACCCUCAAUACAGCACGGUUUCCGAACGGCUUAAGACGUUCAGGAAAUGGCCUAAGACUUUGAACCAAAAGCCUAAAGCCCUGGCCUGGGCAGGGUUUUUCUACGCGGAGUUGGGCGACAGGGUCAUCUGCUUCCACUGCAACCUGGGGCUGAAGGAAUGGGAGCCUCAUCAAGACCCUUUGGAGAGACACGAGCGCUGGAACGAGAACUGUCAGUAUCUGAUCAUGGCCAAGGAGGAAAAAUUGAGGAAAAAUGAGGAGUUAGACGCGGAGAAUCGGAGGGAAAGCGUCAUGUGCGUCAAGUGCGGGGAGGAAGAGGUAGCAAUAGUCAACCUUCCGUGCGGUCACGCACAACUUUGCGCUGCCACUGCAUGCUCAGACGGCGAUUGUUGCACAAAGUGUGGCAACAAUGUGAAUGGUCGAGUCCGCUUUUUCUUCUAAUUUUAAAAAUCUCUACGGGUCCUUGCAAAUGAGCUCAAUCCAUAUUCCAUAUCUUAUCAAGUGAAUGAGCUACAAAGCAAAGUGGCUAAAUCCACAUUUGACCGAACACUCGUCUAGAGACUACAAAUUUCCAUCAACAAAAAAUUCAUGUUAAAAUUUAAAAAUCAAAAUCAAUUAACUUCCAAUCCAGAAAUCAAAUCUAUUUUCAAUUUAAAGUGAAAAUUCCAAAAAAUAUAAUUUUAGCACUUAUCUUAUUAAAAACAAUGAAUGUGGAUGAUUAAACUCAAUUAAAAAAGUGAACGAAUUAUACUGAUUGAAAACAACACACAAAGAUAAUAAUGAUGAACUAAAAUGAACAGUCAAAGGCCAUCCGAGCAUAAAGCAUUAAAUUGUUUAUGAAAUAGACUACCAAAAUUUAAAUUUUAUAAAAAGCAGUAUAUUUUUGAUUUAUAAUACAAAAAUAUAAAUGAUUAUUAUUGUUGUUUAUUUAGCCACAUUGUUACUUCAUAUACUUCACAUCGUUUACAUUCAAUAGUUAAAAACAAUUAUUUGAAAAGAGAGGAAUUGCUGGGAAAAAAUGGCACCACCACUAGCAAGAAUUUUGCGAAAACUUCCAAGAUCAAAAAGUCUCCAUCCGCUGCAGUGAGCCUUGGUUGACUUGGUUGGUAUAAGAUCAAUUAUUGUUUUCAUUAAAAAUUUCAUAAAAAAUGUUUUUAAGGGUUUUUCAUUCACUGCGAGGCUUUAAAUAUAUUUGUAAUUCAUAGUGUUUGUGUAGCAACAUUAUGUAAAAAAUAUGAUAAAUUAAUCUUGAACAUAAACUUAGUCAACCAAUAAGGCUCACUGCGGCGGAUAGAGUCUAUUUAAUCACGGAAGUUUUAGCAAAAUUCUUGCUAGUGGUGUCCAACUAUCCCUUUUUUUCUCAAAAUAAUUUGGACAAAUAAUCAACAAUAAUAAUGUAUUAAAUGCUUUUUAAUCUUAAUUUAUUCUAAUUAAAAAAUUUGCAGUUUUUUCUCUCAGAAUCGCCAAUACACUCUUCCGCUCCUAAUCAACAUGGGCUCAGUGCCUCGCAGAGAGUUGAUGGAAUGCACACAAAAUGAAACGCUAUUUUACUGUUCAAAUCUUGAGGAAGCUUUCAUUGGGUGCCUUUUUUACAAAGUUCUGUUUCACGUCUAGCUUUGUUUGAUUUUAAUUGAAUUGAAUUUUUUAAAUUAGUGGUUUUAAAUUAAAUAAUUGUAGAAAUUAUUUUAUGGGAAUUUUUACUCUAAAUAGUAUUAAUUUAAAUUAGGAACACGUUUUGUUUGUGUUAAAAGCUAAUUGUUUUUAAUUUGUAAUUUUAAUUUUUUUUCUAAUUAAGGUUAAUAAAUUUAAUUAAUCUAAAUUAAGGUCAAAUUAUUGGAGUCAUUCUUUCUGAAUUUUUUGUCCAAUCAAAUGGUUUUAAACAGGGAAUUAUUAUUAUUAUUGUAAUUUAUAAAACAACAAAGAAUUUAGGAUUUUAUACCGUUUGGUUGCGCGCUCGAAUUCCCGCUUCCAAACUUUGCAAGAUUUAUAGAGUUGUUGUCGGAUCAGCACCAAUUAAAUCUGCAUUUUUCCAUGAAGGAUGUCAGCUAAUUUUUCUUCUGAAAACUGUAUUUACAGAAAUAAACAUGGGUGUCUGUACUUGUUUGAUGAUUUCUUUCACUGCCUUUUACUGCACGAAAAUUACCAAACCUGCAUUUUUCAAACUGAAAGCGGAAAAAACA
Molecule: messenger RNA, 2995 nt
Organism: Neocloeon triangulifer
Lineage: Eukaryota; Metazoa; Arthropoda; Insecta; Ephemeroptera; Baetidae
Product: baculoviral IAP repeat-containing protein 3-like
Exons: 3
Coding region: 75-1256 (393 amino acids)
Biological process (GO): regulation of cell cycle
Cellular component (GO): nucleus; spindle microtubule; cytoplasm
Source: RefSeq, a predicted model, not a curated record